This is a messenger RNA of Sphenostylis stenocarpa, 822 nucleotides long. The record is from the annotation of a GenBank genome assembly. Lineage: Eukaryota; Viridiplantae; Streptophyta; Magnoliopsida; Fabales; Fabaceae.
AUGGCUGCUGUAGGAGACAAGAUUGCUGCCUGGUGUGUGCAGAUUGAUCUCAUUGUGCCUUUGACCAUGGUUAAAGACCAAAUUCUCAAGGAUGUGAUUAAUGAUCGAAUCCUUCUGACUAGAAUAUUUCAUCCUAAAGGCAUUAUUGUGCCUGAUCCAAUUCAGUCAAUUUGUACGAGAUGGGGAAGCGAUCCCCUUUCUUAUGGGUCAUAUUCUCAUGUUAGUGUCCAUUCAUCUGGUGAUGAUUAUGAUAUACUAGCUGAAAACGUGGGAAACAGGCUGUUCUUUGCUGGUGAGGCUACAAGCAGACAAUAUCCAGCAACUAUGCAUGGUGCCUUCUUGAGUGGCUUGAGGGAAGCUUCACGCAUUUACAGAUCUUCCCGGCUGCAAAACAAUCCUAGGAAAUAUAUGCCAAAGAGUAUUGGACUAAACCAUGAUGUAUUGGUUGAAUUAUUCAAGAGACCUGAUUUUGAAUGUGGAAAAUUUGCUUUCAUUUUUUAUCCUUCAUCAGAAAGUCUACCAUCAAUGGGCCUUCUACAAGUCACUUUUGGUAAUGCUGAAGAAGGUUAUGAGGAGCUGUUAAUAAGUUAUCCGAAUACGACUAAGUGGCCAUUACAGUUGUACACUGUACUAUCCCGUGAACAAGCGCAGCAGCUACAACUAGUUGAGGGAGGGGAUGAAAGCAGACUAUCAUUUUUGGUUAAAAACCUUGGCCUCAAGCUCAUGGGACCAAGUGCCUUGUUUACAACAGGUAACACAUUAGUAGCUAACAUUGCUUAUUCGCGAAAAGGGCGGGGGAGGAACCGCUUAAUUACUUGUUAA